Messenger RNA from Patella vulgata (common limpet), 2495 nucleotides. RefSeq lists its product as uncharacterized. Bases 126 to 2216 code for a protein of 696 amino acids. NCBI's taxonomy places the organism in Eukaryota, Metazoa, Mollusca, Gastropoda, Patellidae. The transcript has 2 exons. The record is from RefSeq and is a predicted model, not a curated record.
CGUAGACAAGCACAGAUUAGUGGUGGUGAUGUUUUUAAGGAUCGGGGUUAUUCUGUGUGGGCUACUGCAUUGAUUCAAAGAAACAUCUGCUUACUGACUUAUACUUCAGAUGAUGUGAAUUGAAGAUGAGGCUCGCCACGCUCAAUCUUGUGUUUCUAACCAUUGUGAUAACGCAUGCGCAUACCACAUUCUUCCGAAGGCCGAUGCUCCUAUCCCCUUUCAUAGCACGAUUACAGCCACAGGUACGACCAUCGGUACCAGUUGUCAUGCCAGUAGCAAGAAAAGUAUGUUCGGUUCAGAGAGUCCCUAUCUUCAUACCAGUUCCUUUUAAUGUACCUUCCAUGCCAAUGCGAAGACCUUCAAUGGCAAUGAAUAAAUACAUAGCGUCAAUGCCGAAAGCGCGGCGGACUUCCAUUCCACAAAUUGUUACAACUAACAACGAUGAUGAUGAUGAUGAUGAAUCUAAUGUGAGGUUACCUGUCACAGUAAAGAUAAUGAAACCUAGCACGCCUUCCACGCCUACAAUGGCUAGAAUCCGUCAGAUGGAUGAUGAUAGCAACGAAGACGACGAUGAAGAUGACGACGACGACGAUGCUGAUGCUGAUGCCGAUGAUGAUACUGAUGCUGCUGAUGAUGAUGCUGCUGAUGAAGAUGAUGAUAAUGAUAAUGAUAACGAUGACGGUGAACGUAGCGCAAUUUCUAACACGAAUCACGAUGUUACAGACAACGAGGAUGACAACGAUGAUGAUAUGGAUGAUGAAAACGGACAAAUUUAUAUUUUUAAAACGCGUCCCAAAAUACCAUUACAAAACGUUGGUAUACUCGCCAGCCCUAAUAUGCCUGGUGUUGUAUUUGGAACUAGUGGACAGGGGGCAACAACUUCAGGUCACCAGGAAAUCGACACAGACAGUGAAUCUGUAAUGAAUUCGUUUCCCGACGAUGAUAAUAUGUUGAUCAACGUCCUCAGGACGCCAUUUUCAUUACCAGUAAACAGUAAUCCAACAUUUGGACAAGUAUAUAAUCCAGAUCUUUACAAUCCUAAUUUACUAAAUCGUGAUAAUGGAGAUGGACGUGCUACAAAUACCAUUAAUACUGUCGGAAUUUCUCAACCUUUCCCAUUUCAUGGCAACAAUCCAACACUCGGACAAGUAUAUAAUCCAGAUAUUUACAACCCUAAUUUAUUAAAUCGUGAGAAUGGAGAACGUGCUACAAAUAACAUUAAUACUAUCGGAGCUUCUCAGCCUUUCCCAUAUCGUGGCAACAGCUUCAAUGAAUACGAACCACAAGGAGAAUCUGUGUAUGGACCCAAUAUUGGUGAUAUCGGUGGUGAAUCCAAUAUUUUUAACUAUGGAGGAAUGGAUUUUGAGUUUGGCCAGCGUAAUCCAGACAGCGCCUCUAUAAACCCUCAAACAGCUGUGUCGGGUAACGUCCCCGAUAAGAUAACUCCUCUGCGUCUUCCACCAUGGAAUCCUGCGAUGGGUAUGACAAACAUACGACCUUCUGUCUUUUCGGGAAUGAAUGCGCCUGAAAGUAAAGGAUUUGAUACAGCUUCGUCGUUUAGAAACACGGUUGCAGCACCUGCGAUGGGUGUGACAAACAUACUACCUUCUGUCUUUUCGGGAAUGAAUGCGCCUGAAAGUAAAGGAUUUGAUACAGCUUCGUCGUUUAGAAACACGGUUGCAGCACCUGCGAUGGGUGUGACAAACAUACUACCUUCUGUCUUUUCGGGAAUGAAUGCGCCUGAAAGUAAAGGAUUUGAUACAGCUUCGUCGUUUAGAAACACAGUUGCAGCACCAGUGUCAAAUGACAAUGUUCCCAUGAUGAAUAUCCUACCAUCGAGCUUACCAAAACACGUUGAACAUGUUCCGGAUUUUUCACCAGACGUAUAUAAUAAAAUUAAUAUACUCCCGACAAGUCCUAGAGAUACAUCAACUAGAAACGGUUCGUCAACUUUCCGUGGGACUAACGUGACGGCUCAAAGCAAUACCUCAAUUAUUCAGUCUGGAACUUCCGUCGACCACCCACCCACUACGGUUGAACCAAACGUAGGAGAGACAAACGCCGUGCCAUCCAUUUCUCCAAACACGGAUCCCAAUAGCAUAGCAACCUUCAACACGGAAAUUGAUAAUUUGCUUGACAAACAAAUGAGUUUAUCAGAUAUUUUAAUUGAAACCAAUAAGGAAAUGGUAGAAGGAUUAACGGAAUCAGGGGUUUAAUUGGUACACUGAACUUACCAAAGACUAUCACAGAAUGGUCCAAUCCUUCAAUAUUUUCGAUGGGAUGUGUUCUGCGAGAUAUUUUAAAGCAUUUCGUUCAUCUUUGUUUUAUAAAUAUCCACGAUUUAAAAACCUCCAACUUUGGGACACGUUCAGGUCCUAAGGUUAACCCUAACCCAGCCCUGAGGUUAACCCUAAAGCAGCCCUAAGGUUAACACUAACCUUAUCCCUUAGUAUAUUUAUAUAAAUGUGUUAUUAGUGUAUUGUUAUGGGACCUGA